Molecule: messenger RNA, 2537 nt
Organism: Chaetomium fimeti
Lineage: Eukaryota; Fungi; Ascomycota; Sordariomycetes; Sordariales; Chaetomiaceae
Exons: 6
Coding region: 348-2537 (729 amino acids)
Biological process (GO): protein palmitoylation
Cellular component (GO): Golgi membrane
Molecular function (GO): protein binding; palmitoyltransferase activity
Source: RefSeq, a predicted model, not a curated record
GGUUGGUUGACGGGUAAGACGGCGCUGAAUCUCUUUUCAGGGUCCUGCUGAAAUACUGCACGCAAUCCAGAGAAGACGCCUCGCCGCAAGGUCGCUCUUUUGGUCUCAGCAUUCCCAACGGUGGCCCUUUUUUGGCCCCAGUGAAACAGCAGUUGGCGCAGUUUGUAUCUCGUCAUGCUGUGAUUAUUUUUCUCUAAUACCCGACACCCCUCCAAAAACGAGGACGACUCCUCUCUCGUUCCGACUUGGCCGUAAGCCCAUCCGAUCUACAACCCGAGCACGCGACGACAGGCGCAAGCGAUUUCAGACUUCAGACUUGGGUUUUAGACCUACAGCGCCCAUCGACCAUGGCGCAUCAACAUGACGACUCCGGGCCACCGUCCGUGAACGGCGCGCCGAUCCAGCCGCCCUCCAAAUCAGAAACCGCAACACCAAAACUCAACAAUGAGGUGGAGCUUGGGAACAUGCCGGACAACAACUCGACCCAGAACGAUAUCAUGCAGAUGGCGAGGGUGGGCGAUCUUGCGGGGAUGGAGAAGCUGUUCGAGAGUAACGACUACGAUGCGACCUACACCGAUGACGAGGGCAUCACCCCGCUACAUUGGGCAGCGAUUAACAAUCAGUACGCCAUGUGCAAAUUCCUGAUCGAGCGUGGGGCCCCGAUGAACAAGAAGGGCGGGGAAAGCGUCGCGACGCCGCUACAAUGGGCCGCCCAACGCUGCCACUACUACACCGUCCACCUGCUCCUCCAGCACGGCGCCGACCCCUUGAUCACCGACGCCCAGGGCUACAACACGCUCCAUAUCAGCACCUUCAACGGCAACCUCCUCCUAAUCAUCCUCCUGCUCCACCAGGGCAUCCCGGUCGACGUCGAAGACUCCUUCGGUCACACGGGGUUGAUGUGGGCCGCUUAUAAGGGAUACCCGGCCUGCGUCGACGCCUUUCUGAGGUGGGGAGCCAGCGUGCAUGCGAAGGACGAGCAGGGGUUUACGGCUCUGCACUGGGCGCUGGUCAAGGGCAGCGCCGGUUGCAUCCAAAAGAUCAUCGAGUACGGCGCGGACCGGUUUGCCAAGACAACGACGGGGAAAACACCUUCGAUAACCGCCAGGGAGCUGAACACGGCGGGCGCUUGGCACAAGGCUCUGUAUGAGUGCGGCUAUGACGAGGAUGGGAACGCCAUUGUGCCCAGCUGGCCGGGCGCGAGUUACUUGCUGAAGGACAGGCGGGGGUUCACCACCAAGUUCUUCUUUUUGUGGCCGUUUAUGCUCGUCUGGGCGACGAUAUUCCUCUUUUCGACAUUACCUGUUUACGCGGGUGUUCCGUUUGGCCUCUUGGCUGCGUACACGGUGCAGUGGGUGGGCCAGCAGCUGCUUGCGUACGCCCCGCCGGAUAUGAGGCAGUUUGAGAAAACGCCUUGGAUGGCGGGUAUUUUUGCAGCGUCCCUCUUCCUCGCGGGGCUGAACUGGUUGUUCGUCAUCUUACCCGGCACGGCUUUUGGCGAAGACGGCACAUGGCUGUGGAACUUUGUGUUUAUCGUUUCCUUUUCUCUCACUGGCUUCUUCUACACCAGGGCCAUGGUGGACGACCCUGGUUUCGUGCCCAAGCUCAACGGCAUCGCCGAGCAAAAGGCCGUUAUCGACGACUUGAUCAGCCAGUGGAAGUACGACGAGGCGCAUUUCUGCGUGACGUGCAUGAUUCGGACGCCGCUCCGAAGCAAGCACUGCCGCAGGUGUCAGCGCUGCGUGGCCAAGCAUGACCAUCACUGCCCGUGGGUCUACAACUGCGUCGGCAUCAACAACCACCGCCACUUCUUCCUGUACCUCAUCAACCUCACCCUCGGCGUACUCUCCUACGACGUCCUCACCCACCGCUAUUUCACCACCCUCACCCCGACCGCCUCCGAAGAAUGCAACGUCCUCUCCCCGGCCCUCUGCCGCGUCAUCAACGCGGACGCCUACAGCCUGCUCCUCGCCGUCUGGGCCUCGCUCCAGCUGACCUGGGUGUCCAUGCUGCUCUUCGUGCAGUUCAUCCAGGUCUCGCGCGCCAUGACCACCUACGAGAACAUGUUCGGCGUCAACGCCCGCGCCCCGGCCUCCCUCGCCAGCGCCUUCACCUCCACCGGCGCCCCGCUCGACCCCGCCACCUCGGCGCCCCCCUCCGGCGCCGAGGUUGGGCCGCACGGUCCCGGCGGUCAUGGUCAUGGGCACAGGCAUGGUGGGGUGUUGAAGCAUUGGGGGCGGUUGUUGGGCGUGGAUACGUUUAUUGAGACGGCGAGGGGGAGGGGCGCGGCGGCGGGGGGUGGUAGGCGCAGGGGGAAUCGCAAUCCGUUUAGUAAGGGGUGCUUGGCGAAUUGUAGGGAUUUUUGGUGUGAUCCGGCGCCGGUGUUUGGGCAGCGCGAGACGGGCGCCGCGGUGCUAGGCGGGCAGCCGGUGAAUUAUACCGAGAUGUAUGAGAGCCCGGCGGUGAUGGAGAUUUUGAGGGGGGGUGGGGCGAGGAGGGCGGGGGGGUAUGAGGAGGUUGCGGGGGAGGAGGUGUAA